AUUCAUCGAUACUGGUACAUUCAUGAUCAUAUGUGUUUGAUUUUUUUUUGUUUCAAAUACAAAAUUUGAUCUUGAAUUUGAAACAAAAAAAAAAAAAAAAAAAAUACGAUGAAACGAUCGAUACCAUUAUUUAGCCGUUCACGUAACGGCUAUAAAGGUGCCUUAAUUGUUGCCGGUUUUGUUGGCACCGUUUUGAUUGCAUUAUAUCCAAUUUUCAUUUAUCCAUAUUUUAAUAUUGAAAAAUAUCAAAAAACACAACACGAAAAUCGUAAAGGAAUUAACCGUGAAGAGAUUCAACCGGGCAAUAUGCGUGUAUGGAGUGAUCCAUUUAUUCCUCGUAGCGAUCAAUGAUGAUGAUGAUCAUCAUCAUUAUUAUUAGUUUUUUUCUUAAUUGUAAAUUGAAUCUUUUUUAAUCAAA
This is a messenger RNA of Dermatophagoides farinae (American house dust mite), 418 nucleotides long. Its product is annotated as small integral membrane protein 20. Gene Ontology annotation, biological process: mitochondrial respiratory chain complex IV assembly. NCBI's taxonomy places the organism in Eukaryota, Metazoa, Arthropoda, Arachnida, Sarcoptiformes, Pyroglyphidae. The record is from RefSeq and is a predicted model, not a curated record. Gene Ontology annotation, cellular component: mitochondrial inner membrane.